Messenger RNA from Phascolarctos cinereus (koala), 4181 nucleotides. It is a transcript of the gene THAP5, whose product is annotated as THAP domain containing 5. Gene Ontology annotation, cellular component: nucleus. The record is from RefSeq and is a predicted model, not a curated record. Lineage: Eukaryota; Metazoa; Chordata; Mammalia; Diprotodontia; Phascolarctidae.
UGUCCCCCUGAAACAAGCGCCUUCCAAUCUCCUCCGCCUUCCUGGGGGAGGGCGCCGGCGCCUGAGGCUGGUGUUGGCGUUCGGUCUCUCGUGCGCUCGCUCUUCUCUCUCUCCUCCCUUCUGGCCUUCUCUUUUGGUACCUGAUGAAACCUAGUGGCUUGAUUGCGUUUUGGUCCCCAGCCGAAGGAGCGACUGACGGCAGCCUCGCGGGGCUGUUGCAACCGGGCUGUUUCCUCUCCAUGACAAAGAGAGACUUGAAAAAUGGUUGCGGAAUAUGAAACGUGACACGUGGGUUCCCAGUAAAUACCAGUUCCUGUGCAGUGACCAUUUUACUCCUGACUCUCUUGACAUCAGAUGGGGCAUUCGAUAUUUAAAACAAACUGCUGUACCAACAAUUUUUUCUUUACCUGAGGACAGUCAGGAAAAAGACCAUGCAAAAAAUAAGCCUCAGAAAAAAAAAGCAGAAGAUGAGAAAGAAAUAUGCUUAAUGGUAAAGUCAGAAGAAUUAUCUGCACAAAUGGAACCAAAGAAAAAUAUAGUAAGCGCAGAAAAAUUUGAUGAAAGUACAAAUUUACUUUAUUCAUCUUCUUUGUGUGAACCACUACAAAAGGAUAAGCUACCAGUUGCUAGUAUGGAAAAUCCACAUAAUGGCACAUUAACUAUAAAUUCUUCCAUUCCACAAUGUAUUGAAAAGCCAAAACCUGUUUUAGAAAGCGCAGUUGUCCAGGAUAUAGAAGUUAGUAGCUAUCAUACAUCUCUUGAGAACCUCGUAAAUACUACAGCUGCUACUUUGAAUGUCUCAAAUCCAGAGCAUGUGCAACUCUCUGUGGAACCCAGUAAUGUAGUUGAAACAGCUAUAGACCAUCUCUGUAAUCCAGAUAUCACAGAUAUUUCUGUGUCAACACAGGAAAAUACUGUCUUACUAAGUACAAUUACUCAGACAAUUGAAGAGCUGAACACAGACGAAGAAUCAGUUAUUACCAUUCUAGUGCCUGCUGAAAGCUCUAAGCCAUCCACCAGUUCAGUCAUGCCAACAGAACAAGAGAGCAUAGAUGUAGAAGAUGUAGAUGUUGAAGAUUCCUUAUACGACGACACAGACUAUGGAAUUGAAGUACUACAAACUGAGCAUUCUUAUUGCAGGCAAGAUAUUAACAGGGAACUUCUUUGGCAAAAAGUUACUAAACUACAUUCAAAGAUAACCCUUCUUGAACUACAAGAGCAGCAAACUCUAGGAAGACUCAAAUCUCUAGAAACUCUUAUAGGACAGCUAAAACAAGAAAACUUGCUAUCUGAAGAAAAACUCAAGAUUGUAGAAAACUGUUUCACAACAUUUGAAGUUACUAUGAUAGAAUAAAACUUUUUAGAAGCCAUGAUUUUAUAUAAGAUUAUUACAAACUCUUUGAUUAUCCCUGGGUUGUUUACAAAGUGAUCUAUUUUCCAGCAUGAAUCUCAUAUUCUUAAUGACAUUUAUGAAAAUACAAUGUCAUAGAAUACAAUGUCAUAGAAGGCCUCUUGUUUUCACAAAAUCCAGAAUUAGGAAAUUGCCCUUUAAAGUGAUUAGCUAAGAAGCAUAGGGAGCGAAACUAGAAAAAAAAAUUUAAAUAUUUGUAUUUUUAGCCCAAGGAAGCACUUGUGACAAAUGCUGUCGUUUUAUCCUAUUACUCCAUAUUGAUGUUAACAUAGUGGAGGGGCACAUCUUAUGGUAAUUUAUGUAAUAAUGAAUUGAUUGUAAAAUAUGGCUGAAUCCUAAAGAAAGUGAGAAGAUGGGAGUGAGUAAACCUGUGAUGUCACACAGUUUUCUAUUGGCUAGCUGUGUAAAGUUGGGAAAAUCACACCUGUUUUAGGUAUUUCAUCAGUAAAAUAAGGGAAUUAGAUCAGGAGAUCUUGUCAGCUCUAAAAUUCUGUUUCUGUGAGACCUUUCCCUACUUAAGAGCAUUAUAAACAGAGAUCUAUUUCAAAGACAUUUUAUGACGUGUCUUGAUCAUAGUUAUUGCUUAUGUUGUCUGGAUAGCCUAAGUAUUCAGUUCUAUAAAAAUUCCUGUGUGGUUUGACCUUUCAACUGCAAUUCACUUCUAUAAUAAAGUGUGCCCCAGGAUUGUUUUUGUUUUCAUUUGAACUGCAUUGUAAACUGGGCACUGCCCAAUUGUGUUCUUAGGACGAGAUUCUCUUAAACUUUAAGGAUUACUUCUUGAGUUAUAAAUAUAUCUUGUGUGGUUGGCCAUUACAGUAGUCUUCUAGGAGCUUUAUAAAAGAAUACGAGCUGUAUCCUUAUACUUCAUAAAUACAAGGGAUAAAUUAAUAAAUGGAAAAAAUUCUAAAACACAAUUUUCAUAAUACUCAUUCCACAGUAUUCCUUAAUGAGUAUUAUUGGCUUUUUUAAAAUUACUUGUGUGUUGGGUAUUCCAAAAAAUGUUUUUGUUUCUGGGAAUAUCAGUAUAAUAAUGAACAUCAUUCCCACUCAUCUGCAUUUUGAUUUGUUGUGUUUAGCUUGUAAUCAAGAAAUUUUAAAGAAAUUGAUAAAAUACAUUAGGAAAUGAAAUUGAAAGGAAAGAAUCAUACAAAUAAAAAUUGCUUUUAGAUAGCAUGAGAAAAUUAGCAGAAAAAACUAAAGAAUGUAGUGACUUGAAAGAAAUAACUGAAAACUUGAAAAAUAGUUGAUGUACUCUGAAAUUAGUAGUCACCUUGAUUGAUAAAUGUUAAUGAAGGACUAUCCAUAACAGUAGGAAGUAUAGUAUAUUUUAUUUUGGAAGGCAAAUAAUUACUUUUGUCCCCUCUAGCCCCAUAAAUUCUAUUAUCAUUUUCCAACAGAUAAUUUCUUAGUUAUCUUUUUCUUAGGCUGGUGUUAAAAUUUUACAUUGUCUUAAAUAUUUACCAAUUGACAGUAAAUGAAGGUGGCCUGGAAUUGUGUGGAGUGAUAUAGAGAAAGCUAAUCUGAAUUUUAAAAUAUGAUAUCUACUGAGAAUGUCAGUAACUAAAAAAGAUUUUUUUUUAAAAGGUGGUGUAUUAAUGCUGUUCCCUUUCAUUUAAAACUUAGUGGAAUAUGAAACAUCUUGCUGUGCUGGAUGAAAAUGAGAGCAUGAUUUUUUUUCCCUGCAAUCAUAACCAAGUAAUGUUACAAAGUUAGCAGUUCUCAAUUUUAGUCAAGAUAGACUAUAAUUAAUUGUUUAUGCAGAGGGAUAGAUUAUUGGGGGGGGUUGUUGUUGUUUUUGUUUUCAGAAAUAAGUUUGGUUAAAUAGAAAUAUUACCUAAAAAGAACUUGGGACUAUUAGGUAUUAUCCUUGGCUUUUGUUUUCCCUUUUGUGUGUUUGUCUUAGUAGCACAGGAAAUCCUCAUCUGCAAGCAGGCUGUGUUCCAAAAGUUGAUUUAUAAUUUGGUUGUUUGGAUAUUAUUAGAAGCCAUUUUUAAAAGAAAUAGUGUUACAAGGUUCCCAGGCUUGCUGAUAAAAUCUUAUUUAAACAGAAGUACAAGACUGCACAUUUGUACUAAAGAAAAAAAUAAAAAUUCUACUCAUUAAAACAAAAAAGAAUGAUAAACUAAUUUUUAUUUAUCUUGAGUGCUCAUGCUUGAAAAAUAAACAAAUUUAAGUAGGAAAAGAGAGGGAAGUAGAUGGAGUCUAUAGACUGUAUUACAAGAGUUAUAUAGGUUGGUGGCAAUGAUAUGAUGAUUAAUUUUUCUCUUCAACUCAUCAGCUACAAUUGAGAUCAUUCUUAGCUUAUAAAAGGAGAUAAAAAAGUUUUCCAGAGGUAAAUAGAAAAGAGAUAAGGAGCUAGAGUGAAAAAAAGAUCUAUAUGUGGAAUAAAAUUUGCCUGAGGUCAAAUUGUUCAUGGCAAAAGCCAGAUGGGAAGAAAUGUAACAUGUUUAUAACUUAGGUCUUCCUGAGUUGGGGGAAGGGAAAUCAGACAAUCUCCCAUACUUACCACAGAGUGCCACUGCUGGCCUUUGACAGCCUUGUUGGCUAUAAUGGCUGGGAGAGAAGGGAGACAGCAUACAACCUGCCAUAUAUAUGUUAGGUUCAUAGAUCAAAGGUUUGUAACUCGUGUAAAACUUAUAUGUUUCUUAUUGAAUUUAAAAUAUGGAUUUUUAUACAGGAUUGUCUUUUAGUUGAAAUGUUAAAUAUUAGGAAAUACAGAUGUAAUAACUCUAAUACAUUUGUGACAGAAAAAAUAAAUUUUGUAAAGCAA